This is a messenger RNA of Scomber scombrus (Atlantic mackerel), 2789 nucleotides long. It is a transcript of the gene s1pr5a, whose product is annotated as sphingosine-1-phosphate receptor 5a. NCBI's taxonomy places the organism in Eukaryota, Metazoa, Chordata, Actinopteri, Scombriformes, Scombridae. The transcript is spliced from 2 exons. The record is from RefSeq and is a predicted model, not a curated record. Gene Ontology annotation, molecular function: sphingosine-1-phosphate receptor activity. The coding region runs from base 370 to 1575 and encodes 401 amino acids. Gene Ontology annotation, biological process: G protein-coupled receptor signaling pathway. Gene Ontology annotation, cellular component: membrane.
CAGAGCCUCUCCUCCUGCGGCCGUGGGAUAAAUUCUACUGCUACUGAAGUUUUACUGGAUAUUUCAAAGUUUUAACAGGCUGGCUCUCGUCGCCUCCUAGUGUGCAGCCCGGGGAUUGAAUAUAUUUGAUUUUUUUUUUAAGGAAAGUUCUGAAACCACAGGAAAUCCUAUUUGAUAGCAUCAAAGGGAAGACUUUUUCCCCUGCAUACUAGAGCUUUCAACUUCUGUCUUUUCACGUCAUCAAUUCCAAACAAAGAAGAGAGAAUGCACAACCGGAAGACUUUAUGACACCUUAUCUGUGGAUCUAAGUUAAAAAAGUAUCAGAAAAGUUGAAGAUAAGACAGUUUCUUCCUCUGGGAAAUACAUAAAAUGGCAACAGAAACGUUCCAUGCUGCCCAUGCUGGUCUUGAUCCAUCUGUAAUUCCAAUGUCCCCCUCAACAGGAAGCCUGAUUGGGAUGUUUCAUGAGUACCAGAGCAAUGCGGUCAUCAUUGAGCACUACAACUUCACAGGCAAGCUGAAGGAGAACAAGUACAAGGAAGGGCUCAAACCAGAGGCCAUAGCUUUUCUGCUGGUCUGCCUGCUGAUUGUUUUAGAAAAUGCUGUGGUGCUUCUGGCUAUUUGGAAGAACAAAAAAUUCCAUCUGCCCAUGUACUAUUUAUUGGGCAACUUGACUCUUUCUGACCUGCUGGCAGGUUUCACCUACAUGGUAAACAUCAUAACAUCCGGGGCCAACACAUUAAACAUGACCCCUGUGCUGUGGUUCCUGAGGGAGGGGGGUGUGUUUAUCAUGCUGGCUGCCUCGGUCAUCAGUUUGCUGGCCAUCGCCAUUGAGCGCCAUGUUACCAUGGUGAGGAUGAAACCGUACCAGGGGGACAAACAAGGGCGGAUGUUUGCUCUGAUCGGAGCGAGUUGGGUGUUGUCUGUGUUCCUGGGUGUCCUGCCUGUCCUGGGCUGGAACUGUAUGGGACGGCUGGACCAGUGCUCCACAGUCCUGCCACUCUACGCUAAGAGUUAUAUCCUCUUCUGCAUUAGCAUCUUCAGUGCCAUCCUCAUGUCCAUCGUGGUGUUGUAUGUCCGCAUAUUCCGCAUUGUCAAGUCUAACACUCAGCGCCUUGGUGCAAGUCCUCACCGAAAAGGUAUUUCCCGCAAGUCCCAGAAGUACAUGGCCCUGCUAAAGACAGUCACCAUAGUCUUGGGGGUCUUCAUUGCAUGUUGGCUACCCCUCUUCAUCCUCCUGCUACUGGACUUCUGCUGUAAAGCCAAAAAGUGUGAAGUGCUCUUUAAGGCAGACUACUUCUUGGGCAUCGCUAUGUUCAACUCCCUUCUUAACCCUAUCAUCUACACCCUGACCAGCAAGGACAUGAGGAGGGCCAUCCUCAGGCUGCUCUGCAGACCCUGCCUUCUGACAAAAGAUGGACACAUGAAGAAGAUUGGGGUACCCUUCCUGGAGUGCAGCACCAGUAAGACUGAUGCAGCCUCUCACAGACUGGAGGGACUGGAGACAACAGUAUCCUCCGGAAACUUUACACCAUCUACUAUUAAAGCCAUCUACCCCAGGAUGUCUAAAACAUGAUAAAGGGGCCUGCUUUGACUUUGCACUGAAAGCAUGUAUUCAGACUAAGAAUUGGACCACUGAGACAUUGAGUACUCUUCUCUCUAAACUGAGUCGCACAUGUGCUUUAGUCAAGCAAACAUGUAAGACAGGAGUGAAGUUUUGUGUUGCACUCAGCCACGGUUUUGGUAUUAAUCCUCAUGAACACAAUAAGCUCGAUGUAUGUGAUAGGUCUCCAAAGUAGCAGAAAGACCUUUUUGGUGAAUUAUAACCUAUUUCAAUUGUCUGUUCAUAUUUUCUGUAACAAUUUAUGACAAACAGAAAUGUCCCAGCCUUAAUAGUUUCCUGCGAAAAACUAGCAUUACAUUUGAAAAAAGGCAUUUUUGCCUCGACAAAGCCAGUAUCUGUCAGAGAGAUUUUCCUUCCGGACAAAUUCAACUGCAUUAUUUCAAUGUUUGCUUUUGCACAUAAGGUGAAAUCAAAGAAUUCAACUGUGUACAGAUGUUUCACAUAAAUGCAGCCAAUUAUGCUGUACGUCUGAUAGACUGGGGCUAAAGCCAGAGCAUGAGAUUUAUCCUUAUCUCCUCUCCCUCCUGUGGAGCAUAUAAUGAUACGUUGUUACAAACGUGGAGCAUCCACACCCAGACUCUGCCGCCAAAACCAUAUAAUUUCUGCCAUCUGAGUUUUGGUCAACAGCCACAUUGGGUAGAGGUCCCCUCGGCCAAGAUCAGAGGCUCAGGGGCCUGGAGACGCUCUGAAGACGUCAUAUAGAGGGUUGUGCUUGUUGGUUUGCAGCUUUGGAGGUCCUUUCAUCAUAUGUAGCAGCAGAUGAUGAAUAACUAAAAGCAGUAAAGCUGACAGUGGAGGUUUGAGUUUAAUUGACUGGAAUAUCGCUGUGAUACACUAAAGCAUGUAGACAAAAACAAGAGACUUAAGAACUUUUUUUGUUGGAGAAAGUCCAUCUUAAGACCAUGAAAUGAUACAUUUCUUGUGAAAGACUGCAGAUAUAAUCUUGUCGCAUAUGAAAGGAAUUUGUCAGAGCCUGCACAACAAAGUGUGUGGGCUUCUGUGGGGAAUUUCAUUGUGGUAACAUUGAAAUAAUAACUGACUUUUUAAUCCUGUACAUAAAUGUAAAGAGAAAAUAAAUCUAUUUACGGAUUUGUAGUACACCUUGUAAAUAUAUAUAUAGCCUAUUCUCCUCACUUAAGUUAUGUCAGUUUUAUAUGUGCACUGAA